Messenger RNA from Linum trigynum, 3832 nucleotides. The record is from the annotation of a GenBank genome assembly. Lineage: Eukaryota; Viridiplantae; Streptophyta; Magnoliopsida; Malpighiales; Linaceae.
GAGAUUUGUUCCCUUAAAAAUUACUUGAGUAGUUGGUGGAUAUAGGGAUGAACACACAAUGCAAAUUGAUUAGUUGAUUGAUUUAUCUAGUGUUGACGUUGUCUAUUUCAACGGCUACUACGAAGAGAACCUUUUAAACAACGAAACAUGUGAAAACUAAUUUACGCAACAAAAUGAACGAUGGAUUUCUCACCAAUUGAUUAACUAUGUUAUUUGAAACAGAGUAUGUUAUUGGUAUGAAUCUAGGAUUCAUUAUUGAUGCAUUCGCCAAAGUAAAAGAUCGUAAUGUACAAUUGACAUUGUAAAAAAGAACUAGGAUCAUAUACAUUUCUGACGAUAUCUAAUUUUGUAAUGAAUUAAUGAACUGCGGCCCGGUGUUCUAAUGUGUUCUGCAUCCGCAGUCGAGGCCUGGGUGAGUGGGACUUGGACUCAUUCACAUAAUCACAGCUCGCUCACUCCCCCAAAUUGGCUGCCCAUUGGGCCGAAUGAGAAGAAGGGAAAGGGUAGAGAGAUCCCAGAGGCUGCAGAACGAACGAAAGAUUCUGCAGGCGGGUUGAAUAUGGAGAAUCUCCUCCUCCAACUCCAAAGGCGCUUAUUCCCUCUCCUAGGGCUCCUACUUUCAUUCCUCUUCGUCUUCCUCUCCCGCAGUUCCCCCAAGGUAUCUGAUAGGAGUGAAUGCAGUCUUCUUCCCCACAGCCAUUACUGGAUAGCCAGUAAUCGAAUCGUUACUACGCAGGGUGUCGUUUCUGGUGCAGUUGAGGUGAAGGAAGGGAAGAUUGCAUCCGUUGUCAAGGGUGAGGAUUGGAAAGGUGAUUCCAGGACCAAGCAAAUCAUCGAUUAUGGCGACGCCGUUGUCAUGCCUGGCUUGGUCGAUGUGCAUGUUCAUCUUGACGAUCCCGGACGAACUGAAUGGGAAGGAUUCCCGUCAGGAACUAAAGCAGCCGCCGCAGGGGGUAUUACAACAUUGAUUGAUAUGCCACUCAAUAGUUUUCCAUCAACUGUUUCUUCCGAGACUCUUAGGCUAAAGACAGAAGCUGCAACCGAUAACAUAUAUGUUGAUGUGGGGUUUUGGGGAGGACUUGUUCCUGAGAAUGCUUUUAAUGCUACCUCUCUUGAAGCUCUUCUAAGUGCUGGUGCCCUUGGCCUCAAGUCAUUCAUGUGCCCUUCCGGGAUCAAUGAUUUCCCCAUGACAAAUGCUAGUCACAUAAAGGCAGGGCUAGCUGUACUUGCAAAAUACAAAAGGCCUUUGCUUGUACAUGCAGAGAUGGAGCAAGAUGCACAAGCGAAUUACUUGGAAGAUGGUAUGAACAACGACCCUCGUUCAUAUUCAACGUACCUCAGGACUCGCCCACCAUCCUGGGAGGAGGCAGCCAUUCGAGAGCUCUUGACAGUGUCAGGGGACACAGCGCCUGGUGGUCCUGCAGAAGGAGCUCACCUUCACGUUGUUCAUUUAUCAGAUGCUGCUUCUUCCUUACAACUUCUAAAGGAAGCAAAAGGUAGCGGGCACAGUGUAACUGUAGAGACAUGUCCACAUUACCUAGCAUUCUCUUCAGAGGAGAUCGAGGAUGGUGAUACUCGUUUCAAAUGCUCCCCACCCAUCCGUGAUGCUGCAAAUAGAGAAAUUCUCUGGAAGGCCGUUUUGGAAGGAGAUAUAGACAUGCUGAGUUCUGAUCAUUCUCCAUCUGUGCCGGAGCUUAAGCUCCGUGAAGAAGGUAACUUCUUGAAGGCUUGGGGCGGCAUAUCAUCUCUGCAGUUUGUUCUUCCGGUGACAUGGUCCCAUGGACGGAAGUACGGAGUGAGUCUUGAACAAGUGGCGCUAUGGUGGAGCGAAAGACCGGCCAAGCUUUCCGGACAAGAAUCCAAGGGGAGCAUUGCAGUUAGGAAACAGGCAGAUAUAGUUGUAUGGGAACCGGAUGUGGAAUUUUUCCUCAACGAAGAUCACCCCACGUACCUCAAACACCCAAGCAUCUCAGCGUACAUGGGGACAAAAUUGACGGGUAAGGUAUUGGCAACGUUUGUGAGAGGAAACCUAGUGUAUGGAGAUGGGAAGCACGCUUCUGCUGCCUGUGGUGCUACUCUGCUCUCAAAAGUGCCCGUAGACGUGUAAAUAUAGUCAUUUUCAGACAUGCUCUUACUGCUAGUAAGUGAAUAAUUAAUGGGCUAAUUCCACUACAAGACCAAGACUAUCAAAAUUAUGUAAAGUAUUCAAUAUGACAAUAGUUAAUGUAGGGAUGACAAUUUCAACCCGUCCUGUCGGAUUAUACCCGACUUGCAGUAGCGUUUGGCGGGCAUGGGUAUCUACUUCCGACCCGCUCUGUCCGUUCUUGGAUUAUUAUGUCUCAAUUUCUUACAGUAUAUAUAUUCAUAUUUCUCCUAUUUUGACUUGUCUUCAACUAGUUAGAGUUGAUCUUUCAACUAGUUAUACUCAAUUACCCAUUUUAUGAUCACUAUUUUUCAUUCAUAUAGUGUUUCCUCCUUUUUAUAGAAAAAGGUACAAUUUUGCAUGUAUUUUUUCAAAUAACAUGUAAGAGUGAGUCAACCCGUCCCGACUCGUCCCAUUGCCAUCACUAUCCUAAUGUAUGAGACUUUUGUUGCACUUAUGUCCUGACAUUUUUGUUUACUGUAAGAAAUAACGAUUGAUCAUACGGUGGUCAAAGUAAUGUUGACUUUUGCUUAUGUGACAAAAAUAUAUACCUCUUGCAAGCCCAUCUAGUAUAUGAAAUAAAAUGACCGCAAAGUUUACUCAAAGAACAUAAUGUCUAGUUGCCUGUUCCGGUGAAUGUGUUCUAUGAUACUAUGUAUGUUAUUAAAAUAACAGAUAAUCGAGUUUAUCAUAAGAGAACUAAACACAUUAAAAUUAAUAUCUAUGCUAAUAGAGAGAGGAAUCAAGUAUAAUUAAGUUGAAUUACUACAUUCAAAGUAAAGAACAGUUGCAAAUUUGUUUACAAAAUGGGUUGACACGUUAUUAAAGUGCUUACUUGCUGGACACGUUGAGGUGAUAAAUUUCUAGGCGCCAACAUGAGGGGACUUGUUGAAGAUUGUUGGAAAUUGUCGACCAAAUGCACACUAAAGGUCUCUAGUUUGUUUUUUGUUCUAAACAUGUUGAUUUUCAUUUUGCAUAUUGUGUUUUAAUAUUUUAUAUAUAAAGUAGGAAAUUGUUUUUAUAUCCACACACAAAUGCCAAUCACAUUGUCAAUGGUCCACUAGCCCCCACAAUGAAACUGUCACCACACGCCUCCCGUCGCGGGUGAGUGGGACUUGGAUGGAUUCACAGAAUCACAGCUCGCUCACUCCCCCCAAAUUGCCUGCCCAUAGGGCCGAAUAAGGAGAGAAAAAGGCAAAGGGAAGAGAGAUCCCAGAGGUUACACAACCAAAUACUUCCUCUACAAGCAUGUUGAAUAUGGAGAAGGAGCACAUGGAUGUCGGUGAUGAUUCUAGAUUGGAAUCACAACCAAGAUACCCUUAUAUAACACAUGGAUGGGGAUGAUGAUUCUAAAUCAGAAUCACAACCAGCCUCGACGAAAGCUAAGGAGAAGGAGCACAGGAGGAGGUUGUUGCUUACUAGGAACGAAUAUCGGUGCCUGAGCAUUGAGUUUACCAGAUGAUGCAUUCCGCGAGAGUGAAGGAUCGGAAACAACCACGAUCGGUGAAUCAAUCGGAGAAGCUGCCGAUGGAAGCGACUGUGAACCUUAACCCAACUAUUUCUUCUUCUACCAUCUCCACCCCCAAAUUGUAACCAUCCUAGAAGUUUUGAAGAACUUAUAAGCUCAGAUGAAACCCAGAAGCAGGAAAAAGUAAUCAUAUAUGUUGGGAAUGAAUAGUUUUGAAAAAU